This is a messenger RNA of Acaulospora colombiana, 176 nucleotides long. Lineage: Eukaryota; Fungi; Glomeromycota; Glomeromycetes; Diversisporales; Acaulosporaceae. The record is from the annotation of a GenBank genome assembly.
AGGCAGUUGAGUUGAGAGUUGAGAUACCGUACAGAGUGAACGGCGCUGUUUCCGUCGUGACACAUUUUGAGGUGUUGUUACUUUUGCUCUUCCUUCAAGGAAAGAUGGAUUAUAGGGAGGGUGUAGUAGUAAUGGGAAAAAGGAGUCACAGAAAACACGCGUUGGAAAAGAGAUGA